GCUGGGGGCGGGCGGCGCCGGGGCGCGGCUGUCCCGCUCCCUGCCCGCCUGCGGAGCCGGCUGGCGGCGCGGGGCCGGGAAGCAAGAGGCGGAGGGGUGGCGGCUCCCGGCGGGGCGGGCGCGUCCUCCGGCCCUCACUCGGUUCAAGGAUUAUGUUGUGCUAGGUGGGAGGAGUGUUCUUCAUCAGUGACUUGGACUGUUUCAAGCAUUUUUAUGUGCACAGGAAUUAAGAUGGAUGAAACGUUUCAUUGGUCAUAGCAGCAGCAGGACAAAUAAGGAACAUUGUCGUAACUGUUAAAGGGCAUAAUGCAGAAUCCGUUAACAGUUUCUGCAGGUGGUGUUUUUUUGCAUGCUAAUCCUGCAGAGAAACAUUGUGUCCAACAAAGUAUGCUGGGUCAGCAAAAGCAAGAAACUUGUGCUGGAAAGACAGUAUCCACAGAUAAACAGAAAUGCCCUUCGGAUAUAAUACAAAGUUUUCAGAAGAAAAGUCAGUUUAGGACCAUUGCUCCAAAAAUGGUACCAAAAUUUUUAACAUCUGGAGUGGUUUCUUGCCUUCAGUCAUCUUUGCCUGAGCCAAUGACACCAAUUUCAGCCUCAGGCUCUAAGCCCCUGGUGGUGCCAGCUCAGAACUAUGCUGUCAUGCAGGUGGCUGCUCACAAGGGCACCUUUUCCCUGCUGGCUGUGCCCUGUGUUGCACCUGCCCUAACUCAGCAAGUUCAGCAGUCAGCUGUGGCCCCCUCUGAAAACCUAAAGCUGCCCAUCCCCAGGUACCAAUCUGUAAGAAAUAAAUUGCUGAGUGACAAAAAACUGACACAAAUCUCUGGUUUGAGUGCACGUAACAAGAUUCUUACCAAAGCACUGACCUCAUCACAGACUUCCCCCAUGCCUGCUCUACAUGAAGACUGUCCUGAAGCUCAUUGUAGUUCAGAUUCAGCUGAGCAAGGGAUGGUAGCAGACUGUGACUCAGCUGAAAUUGGAGUUGCCACAUUAAUGAAUAAAAGCAAUUGUGUGGAAUCUAGAUCUCUUUUAAUGAACAAAGCUAGCAAUAAUAUUUCUGGAUCAUCUGUAGUUGAAGACUCUCCAUCCAAGCCAGCAAGUACAACUAAUCCCAUGAAACUGAGUCUACAUUCUGUGAAGACAGCAUUGGAAACCACAAGAGAGUCAUUCCUGACAUCUGAGAAACUAAAGGAAAAACCCACAAAUUCUGCAAGUCCUGUUGCUGUCUUGUCACCGACAGUUUUUGGCAGUACAAUUCAGAUGACUCCAUCAGCACCAAAAGGAAAACUUCCUAUUUUGCCUUACUCCAGAAUGAAAAAUUCAGUGUUCUGUAAAUCUAAGCAGAAUAUUAAUGUUAUGGACAUACCUGAUCAUUCUCUAAAAUCUGAAUGUGAAAAGAUUCCAUUUUUGAUGAAAACCAAAGCCUUUGAUAAGCAAAUAAUCUCCAAACAAUCCAUUGGAGAAAACACUUUCUCUCCCUCCAGCAAAGAGGAUGAUGUCGACACUCUUAAAAACUUGAGCAGUGCAACCUCUAAAAGAAGAGGCAGGAAAAAAAGAGCCCCGGAAGAUUUAUUGGCUUUUCAGGCCAAGCGAAGGAAAUGCGUCAUUAAUAAGUUUAGAGAAGGAAGAGAGAGGGCCAAGGUUGAUACUGAGGCACCUGAAGACAACAGAGCAGGAGCAGUGACACGGUACCGCAGCAUCAGACCGAAGCCCGUGGUGCUUGUGCAGGCGCUCGCGCCUCUGACUCCCGCAGCCAUCGUGGCGACGCCGUCUCGUGGGCAGGACUCCUUUUUCAAUGGGUCACUCACCAAUAAAUGUGUGAGUUCCAAGCACAGUGAUGCUGCAUCAGCCAAAUCAAGUGAUCUAAGCAGAAAUGCACGUUCAGCUGUCCUUAGGGUGGUGCACAGGUGCCAUGUUUGUAACCACGGGUUCCGCUUAAAGCACCACCUCAAGGACCACAUGAACACGCACACGAGGAGGAGGCCCUACAGCUGCAGGAUCUGCAGGAAGGCAUAUAUGCACUCUGGGAGCCUGAGCACCCAUAUGAAGCUUCAUCACAGCGAAGGCAAAUCCAAAAAGCUGGUGUGCUGUGAAUUCUGUGCUAAAGUGUUUGGCCAUGCCAAAGUGUACUUCGGGCACCUCAGAGAAGUCCACAGGGUUGUUAUCAGCACAGAGCCCUACAGUAGUGAGCAGCAGGUGCAAGACACUUCAAAGAAGAGAGACAGGAAUAUAAAAGAGGCAGAAGAAGCUGCAGAGAGGGGAGAUAAGUGCAAUUUUGAGGACCUGUUCCAUGACCCAGGAGGAGUGAAAUUACAGGUCAAAUGUGGUCGAUGCCAAUUUAUUGCAGAAUCUUUUGGUGAAAUGAAGUUUCACUUAUUGUGCUGCCAUGGGGAAGAGAUUCAGGGAAGAGUGAAAGAAGAGGUUUUGCAAGAAAGCAGAGGAGCAGAAGGGAAACUGGUCAAACAUACAAGCCACGUGUGGAAACAGCACAAUGAGAGAAGACAUUUAGCACAGUGCAGUGCCCGUCAGGAGGAGCUGUAUAAUGUUCCAAAACCAAAGAGACAGCUGUUCUUCCACCAUCAAAAUCAUGUCAAUAUUAUACCUAAAAUUGAACCAACCCAGUCAGGAAGUAGUGAAGCUUCUGAGGAGAUGCAAAAUGUGGGGUUUGGCACACAAAGGAAAAAAAUAGAAUUUUGGUCUAAAGCAGGCUAUAACUGCAUCUUAUGCAAACGGUUAUUUGGAAGAAAAGAGGAUCUUUGUAAUCAUUGGCAGAGUCAUCAUAAUUGUGAAGACCCUUCCACUUUAUGGACAAUUUUUACUUUGGUAUCAAAACAAGGAAUUAUUGAACUUUCUGAUAAUGGUGAUUAUUGAAGCUCAACUCUGCUAUGCUAUGAAAAACCUUAACUACCUUACCAAAUUGUUCUUUCACUGUCUUGCUAAACUAACUCAACAGAUGUAUCACUUAAAAGGUUUUUUAGUUGGGUUUGUAGGGGAUUUUUUAAAAAGCCAUAUUAACCUUUAUUUUGGUGACUAGAAAAUGUGUUUAUUCUGUAUCAUUCCAGAUGGGUACAUGGAAGCUGAUUAUGAAUCCUUGUACUUAAAAUUCAUGCUUAAGGAACUUUAUAACAGCAAAUACUCAAUACUAAUUAUUAACCUCAAUGAAAUAUAUUUGCGAGUUAAACUAUACUGUACACUCAGAAAUAAAUCAAUUUAUAUGAAGUAAUCUCAGUCUUAAAUGAAAUUAAAAACUUGACUGGAAUUCAGGUCCCGACAGUGCUCCCAGAUUUUGUGGUAAAUGCAUAUUUCCAUGCAGCUCUCACAAUCACUUAAAUGUGCAUACAUGCAGCCCUCAGGAGCAUUGUAGUCUAUAAUUUAAGAACUUCUGAUUUUUGAUUUCAUGAUUUCAGUGUCUUCAAACAUGUUCAUUGCUAGCAGGUGUUUUUGGUGUUCAGUUCUGUCCUGGUAACAGCAAAGGUAUUUGUAUUUUAGAAGUAAAAGCUUCACAUGUAUUUAUAUGCCUGCAGCUUUUUGGGUUGAAGUUGAGUUGCCACCCACUGAGAUGGAGCCCAGACAUCUCCAAGGGGGCUGGGCCUGUCAGGCUGUGAGAGGGUGGAGUUCUGGAGCUUGGUUUUGAUUAAAAGGUCCUUGAAACCACUGAAUCCAAUUUGAAAUUGAUGUUUAAACUGCUUAAAGCCUUAUGUUCCUCUAAAUUAUUUUGGGAGCAACAAUGGAGGCAAGUCUAAGAAAUCACCACAUCAUUCUCCAGCAGAAUUCAGAGCAUGUCAGGGGAGGGCAGGCUGAAAAAUACAGCAGUAGUGUCCCUACAGUACCACUCUAUUUAUUCCUUCUUGUGGUCAGCUGUAAUGGAGGGUUUGCAGUGAUAAAAGAGCCAUGCCUAAAAUGGCCUGGCUUGCCUCUCACUGUUUUGCAAAAAUUAUGGUGAUGAAAACAUGAGAAGAGGUCUAAAAGUGUUGAGAUUUCUGAGUGAAAUUCCACAAGCUGCUGCAAUAUUUUGUGUAUGUGUUUUGUUUUUAAACAGUAAAGGCAGUUUUGAUUACCUAAUAGUUUUGAAUGUGAUUUCUCGUUGUGUGGUGCUUUGCCCUGGAGUUGAACUGUAAAGUAGGAAUCAAGAAUAACAAAAGACAAAAAGAAAAUGCCCACGGAACUGUAUUUUCCCAUGUAUUUUCAAAACUUUCGUCCUACUAUCUGUUGCUGUAAAUUCAGAUUUGUAGCUGUUUCUUUGCCUUCAUAUAUUGGGUUUUUAAUGCUGAAUUACCUUAAAAGUAGUAAUUGUUCUUAUUCUUGACACAUUCAUUUUUUAAUGUUACAAUAUAUAUUAUACAUUAUUUAUAAUGUUACAAUAUAUUCAUAUUUAUUUUCACUGGUGUAUUUGGACAAGAACAGCUAUUUUUAAAGUCAGUGGUUCAUAUCAGACUGAGGCUGUAUUUAACUUGGUAAAGUGUGUUGCAUUUAGCAGCAUUUUUUGCCCCUGUAACUUAAUCCUUUAACUUUAAAAAUCAAACAGCAGGGUGUUUUCCAUGAAACAGAAAUGUGAGAACAAUCCCUCCCUCCCAUAGUUGCACUGUGUCAAAGGGAAGUUCAUUCUCAGCAUAAAGCAUGCAUUUUAUGAGUUGGGAAAAAUCAUUUAAAAGUUUUGAUCAUGGUAUUUUUUUAGAAUGAACAUUAAAUCACCCAUCCCAAGGUAUAGUUUAAAAUGAGCUGACAUAAAUUCAGUACUGAGACAGAGUCCCUUCUGCUCAGGAACAGCAGCAGCCAUGGCAGAGUGGCCCUUUAAAAUUAUUUUCAAAGGUAUUUGUUAAAAACAGUGGUGCAUCAGAGGCAGUGAUGUAGGUGAUUUGCCUGGGGGUGGUCAUCAGGCAGAAAUGCACUUGCCCUGCAGGGGGAGGUGCAGGGAUGAUGGGAGGAAGGGGCUGGAGUGAGGGAGUCAGCUGCAUUUUCUUUAGUAGAAAAUUUCAUGUGCAGUCUUCUCUUCAUAUUUUUGUACUUCUCUCCAGGCCAAAUGGGUAAAGGGGUCUCAGCUUUCAGCAGUUUAAAACCUGAAAACAUGUUUUAAAGCAUGCUUCUAAGCCACUUCUCAGUGUCCUCAUAAAUGUUUAAAAUUAGAAGCCUUUUUUUAUGAGCCUGAAAGCAUUCUUAUGUUUCAGACUAUUGCAAUUAUGGUAGAUUAUGAAAGGUUGGGGUUUUUUGAAAAUAGCUUUGCAUUAAAUACAGAUGUGUCCUUUGUUUAAAAUGUUUGUUUGGCAUUUGUGUUCAUUUUGAUAAGAUUUGGAGGCCCAAAGUGAGCCUUAUGUACUGCAACAUUUAGUGGUGUGUGUUUGCUGUCCAGCAGAAGGGUCGUUAUAAAUACAGUUUGCUGUUUGUCUUGAAGCUGGACAAGUUAACAUCUGGUUUUGCACACAAAUUAUGUUUUUAAAUUGUUAAACCGAAUGUCAUUGUUUUUGUAGCUGUAGUUUUGUUCCCCUCUGAUUUUUCAUUAAGUUUCAGCUCCACUGUUCAACUUUAAAGCCGUUCCUCACAUGGAAAGUUGUUCCUUCAUCAUCACACCAUAAAUAACCAAAGC
Zonotrichia leucophrys gambelii is the source of this 5578-nucleotide messenger RNA. RefSeq names its product zinc finger protein 438 (gene ZNF438). Lineage: Eukaryota; Metazoa; Chordata; Aves; Passeriformes; Passerellidae. The transcript is spliced from 7 exons. The coding region runs from base 307 to 2868 and encodes 853 amino acids. The record is from RefSeq and is a predicted model, not a curated record. Gene Ontology annotation, molecular function: sequence-specific DNA binding; DNA-binding transcription factor activity, RNA polymerase II-specific. Gene Ontology annotation, biological process: regulation of transcription by RNA polymerase II. Gene Ontology annotation, cellular component: nucleus.